This is a messenger RNA of Colletotrichum aenigma, 3102 nucleotides long. RefSeq names its product Endochitinase 2 (gene CTS2-0). Gene Ontology annotation, molecular function: chitinase activity. The transcript is spliced from 2 exons. Gene Ontology annotation, biological process: carbohydrate metabolic process. Bases 1 to 3102 code for a protein of 1033 amino acids. Gene Ontology annotation, cellular component: extracellular region. NCBI's taxonomy places the organism in Eukaryota, Fungi, Ascomycota, Sordariomycetes, Glomerellales, Glomerellaceae. The record is from RefSeq and is a predicted model, not a curated record.
AUGCACUUCAAGGCUUCUUUCCUGGCUGCCGCCGCCGCCGUCGGCCCGGCAUUCGCCCACAGCAGCUCAGUCCAGACCACCACCUCUGCUUCGGCUUACUUGGGCGGGCUGAACCUCUACUGGGGACAGUACGGCCUUCCCGACGACAGGCUUGCCAACUACUGCGAUGCCCCCGGCGUCACCUCUGUUUCUCUCUCCUUCGUCACUUACAGCCCGAAGUGGGGUAACGGAUACCCGGGAACCAACUUUGCCGGCCACUGCGGCGGCGAGGUGUUCUUCAAGAACCCCCUGACCGGCUUGACCACCAAGCUCAUCACCAACUGCGACUACAUCAAGACGGACAUCAAGUACUGCCAGAGCAAGGGAAUCAAGGUGCUCCUGAGUGUCGGCGGCCAGUGCGACACGUCCCUGACCGGCGGAAACGGAUGCCCCUACGACGUCGAUAGCGAAGCCGCUGGCAAUGAGUUUGGAGAGCUCCUGCACAAGACUUUUGGUCCCUACGACCCAACCUGGACUGGUCCUCGUCCGUUUGAUAUUAGCUUGACGGAGCACGUCUCCGUCGACGGUUUCGACAUCGACUUUGAGUUCAAGUACGCCGACCAAAAGCCCUACAUUGCGCUGGUUGAGAAGCUCCGCAGCUGCGGUAACUACCAUAUCUCUGCCGCUCCCCAAUGCCCUACCGGCGACCAGUGGUUCCAGCUGAAGGAGCUCAUAUAUACCGUCAAGUUCGACGCUCUCUUCAUCCAGUUCUUCAACAACCCCGGCUGCCAGAUCUCCGACGCCCCCAACUACGACGACUGGGAGACGGUCAUCUCUCAGACUUCGCAGAGCAAGGAUGCCAAGCUGUACCUCGGUGUUCUUGCCAGCCCUGCCGCUGGCUGGGCUGGUUACGUCGCCCCGUCCGUCGUCAAGGACUUGAUCUGCAAGGUCAAGGCCAAGGCGCACUUUGGCGGUGUCUCCGUCUGGGACGCCACCCGCGGCGGCAUGAACCUCGUCGGCGGCGAGGCUUUCCACGUUGCUAUCGCGGCUGCCCUGAAGUACGGUUGCGACGAGAUUCCUUCCAACAGCGCGUCCAUCUCGGCCUCCGCCUCGGCUUCUGUCGUCAACAGCGCGAGCGUCUCGGCUUCUGCUUCGGCGGCCAGCGUAAGUGCUAGUGCAUCUGCCUCAGACUCCGGUCCCAUGGUCAACUCGGCUACCGUCUCCGUCUCUGGAUCCGCCAGCGGUGCCGCCUCUGCCUCUGCUGCCAACAGCGUUUCCGCUGCCGCCAGUGCGAGCGCGAGCGCGAGCGACAGCGCUUCGGCAUCGGGCUCCGGCUCUGGUUCUGGAUCUGCCUCCAUCUCUGACGCUGGCUCCAACUCGGCCACUAUCUCUGUUUCUGGGUCUGCGAGCGCCGCUGCAUCCGCCUCGGCGCCCGGCUCAGCUGCCAGUGCUUCCGCCUCUGACUCUGGUUCUGCCUCCGUCUCCGAUGCCGGCUCCAACUCGCUCACCAUCUCUGCUUCUGCGUCUGCAACCGGCGCGGCGUCUGCAUCGGGUUCUGCUUCGGCCACUGGUGCCUCAGUUUCGGGCUCCGUCUCUGAUGCCGGUUCUGUCGUCAACUCAGCAACGGUUUUCGCCUCUGCUUCCGCUUCUGCUGCAGCCAGCGCUAGUGCCAGUGCCUCUGCUUCGGCAACUGACGUCUGCGAGGAAGACAACGAUGGUUUCCCCUCCGGCACGGCGAGCAAGACCGGUAGUGCCUCUGCAGCUGCUACUGGCGGUGCUUCCGCGGGAGCUCCUGGUGGCGUCUCUGCUGGAGCUUCUGGCAGCGCUUCUGCUGCUGCGACUGGAGGUAGCAAUGUCUCCGCGAGCGGUUCCAACGCUGGCGCGUCUGCUACCGCCGUUGCCACUGGCACCGACGGCCUUCCUCUGCCCACGCCUGUUGACACCAACAACGCGUCUGGAAGCAACUCGGCCUCUGGAAGUGCGAAGGCCGUCCCCACCGGCUCCGGCGCCAGCGGAACUGCAACUGCGAUUGCCACCGGCACCGAUGGCCUGCCUUUGCCUACCCCGGUUGAUACCAACGGCGCAUCCGGUAGCGACUCUGCUACCGGAACUGCCAAGGCCGUUGCCACGGGCUCUGGCUCGCUCAGCGUCACUGGUUUCGUUUCUGACAAGGCGACUGGAACUGGUUCAACCGCUGUCCCUGCGCAAAACACCUUCACCGUGUCGCAGGCCAUGACCACCAGCACCGUGUUCACCACCUCGGUCUACACCGUCACCUCGUGUGCGUCUUCCAUCACCAACUGCCCUGUUGGACAGGUGACCACUGACACCAUCGCCUUGUACACGACCGUCUGCCCUGUCAGCGCCGCUUCCACUGCCGCUGCCACGCCUUCCAUCACACAGUUCACUACCAGCACCGUUUACAAGACCAACGUCUACACGGUCACCUCGUGUGCCUCCACCGUCACCAACUGCCCCGUUGGCCAAGUCACCACCAAGGUUGUUCCGUGGUACACCACCAUCUGCCCCGUCACUGCCGCGACGCCCACGACGAAGGCGUCUACCAAGGGCAAUGACAGGGCAUCCACCAAGACCGGGAAGGAGUCUCACAAGCACUCCAAGACGGAUAGCGCCUCCGAGACGCCCAAGGCCACGGACAACGGCAGCAGCCCCAAGACGACUCCUGGCCAGGGAGGCAACAAGGACGUUCCCAAGACCACUGGGGGUGGCCAGGGCGGCAGCAACCAACCCUCGGUCAGCGUCCCUGCCUCUCCCAAGACCACGAGCCCCGGCGGCGGCAGCAGUGACAAGUGCACCGGCGCCAACUGCUCCAGCAACAACGGAGGUAACAACGGAGGUAACAACGGUGGAAACAACGGUGGAAACAACGGCGGCAAGGACUCGACCACGACGCUCAAGACGACGCUGAUCGUCCCCAUCACGACGGUCGGCAAGUCCAACUCCACUAUUCCGGCGACGGGCACCGGGUCCCCCAACAAGCCCACUUCCGGCAUCACCACGGCCACUCCCAUCACGACCAAGCCGGUCCAAGCUGGCGCAGGCAAGGUCGGCGUCUUUGGCUUCGCGGGAUUUGCCGCGGUUGCCGCCGCAUUUCUUUUGUAA